This is a messenger RNA of Phyllopteryx taeniolatus (common seadragon), 1534 nucleotides long. RefSeq names its product hornerin-like. Lineage: Eukaryota; Metazoa; Chordata; Actinopteri; Syngnathiformes; Syngnathidae. The transcript is spliced from 3 exons. The coding region runs from base 355 to 1437 and encodes 360 amino acids. The record is from RefSeq and is a predicted model, not a curated record.
AGUCCACUUAACAACUGGCAAUGAAGUGAUGGCUGCUGUUUGUUUCUUGGUUAUUUUUUUUGUGUAUGCUGGUUUGCUGGCUAAAGGUGUUUAUUAGCAUUUCUUGAACCACAUUUGUGUUGGAAACAGAAUGUUUGCAUCUCCAAAUACUGGAAUGAGCUUGUGUCUUCAGGCCUUUGUUUUCCAGCUCGGGUUAAACAAGAUGAGUCCAAUGCUCCGGUUAAAAAAGGUGUUCCAGGAAUUUAAUGCACUAAAUAUUGCAGUCAUUGGAAUUCAGCUUGCAGUGACUCUUAAGUACGAGCAGGCUUCACUCGUGCUCCACAGCUGAUCCCAGAUCUGCUGCUUCACCGACAAAUGGAACUUGAUGACGAUGUGAGCGACAAUGUGAAGAACGACUCCUUCGGCCACAACAUGAGCGGCAAGGGCCAACAGAACGACUCCUACAGCCACAAGAGCGGCAAGGGCCAAAAGAACGACUCCUUCAGCCACGACCAGCCGAGCCACAACAUGAGCGGCAAGGGCCAAAAGAACGACUCCUUCAGCCGCGACCAGCCGAGCCACAACAUGAGCGGCAAGGGCCAAAAGAAUGACUUCUUCAGCCACGACCAGCCGAGCCACAACAUGAGCGGCAAGGGCCAACAGAACGACUACUUCAGCCACGACCAGCCGAGCCAGAACAUGAGCGGCAAGGGCCAACAGAACGACGCCUUCAGCCACGACCAGCCGAGCCACAACAUGAGCGGCAAGGGCCAAAAGAACGACGCCUUCAGCCACGACCAGCCGAGCCACAACAUGAGCGGCAAGGGCCAACAGAACGACUACUUCAGCCACGACCAGCCGAGCCACAACAUGAGCGGCAAGGGCCAAAAGAACGACGCCUUCAGCCACGACCAGCCGAGCCACAACAUGAGUGCCAAGGGCCAAAAGAACGACGCCUUCAGCCACGACCAGCCGAGCCACAACGUGAGCGGCAAGGGCCAAAAGAAUGACGCCUUCAGCCACGACCAGCCGAGCCACAACAUGAGCAGCAAGGGCCCACAGAACGACUACUUCAGCUACGACCAGCCGAGCCACAACAUGAGCGGCAAGGGCCAAAAGAACGACGCCUUCAGCCACGACCAGCCGAGCCACAACAUGAGCGGCAAGGGCCAACAGAACGACGCCUUCAGCCACGACCAGCCGAGCCACAACAUGAGCGGCAAGGGCCAAAAGAAUGACGCCUUCAGCCACGACCAGCCGAGCCACAACAUGAGCGGCAAGGGCCAAAAGAACGACGCCUUCAGCCACGACCAGCCGAGCCACAACAUGAGCGGCAAGGGCCAACAGAACGAUCCCUUCAGCCACGACCAGAGUGAGCAUCUUCAAAUGUCUGAUGACAUGAGCAACAGCUACCAGAAUGACAGAAUGGAUGAUGGUGUGUUCACUGUGAAUGUUUGAAGUGUACAGUUGUCCUGAUGGUUGUAGCAUGAUUGAAGGCUUUGUUCUGUUUCAUGUAACAUCUGUCUGACAAUUAAAACAUUUUACCUUAAUACAA